Messenger RNA from Closterium sp. Yama58-4, 652 nucleotides. The record is from the annotation of a GenBank genome assembly. NCBI's taxonomy places the organism in Eukaryota, Viridiplantae, Streptophyta, Zygnematophyceae, Desmidiales, Closteriaceae.
AUGAUUUUCCCGGCACUCAAAGCCCCGCCUCAAUUGCUCGAAGGAGGGGUUGGCGGAAGACACGUGCGCGGAUGGGGGAGCAGCGGAAGGAUUCCGGGGGGCGCAGAGGGCGGAUCGAAAGGCGGGUGGGGCGUGGGUUCGGCGGCGGCGGGAGCGACGAUGGCGGCGGAGUGCUUGGAGGUGGGCCGGCGACUGCAGCAGGCCAUGUGGGACAUCGAACAGCGCUACGGCGUGGACGUGGUGCAGAGGAGCGUCGCCUUCGACCCGCCGCUGCACCGCUUCCUGGUGCUGCUGGCGAAGCUGCUGGCGGGCCGGCCGCUCACGGUGCUGGCGGUGGGCGGCUCCAUCUCCGCUGCGGGCCACCUGCCGGGGGGGGUCAUGCACGGCACCGGCACCUACGGCCAGGCCCUUGUUGAUUGGCUGCAGCAGGUGUUCCCCACACCGCCCUCAACCCCUCAGCACCGUCUCAUCCGGGCCUUCCUACCCGGAGCCGGCUCCUACGUGCUGCACUUCUGCACGGGGGAGCUGCUGGAGGCGCUGUGGGCGGACGGGGAGGAGCAGCGGCGCGCAGCGGGCGAGGCAGACAUAGUGCUUCUGGAGUGCGCCGCUAAUGAUUGGUCCGUGCUGCAGCCCGGCAUGGUGCCGCCUCCAG